AGAUGGCCGCCCUAGCAACCGCACGGUGCUCUGAUAAACAUUGCUCGGGAGAUGCCAGAGACUCCAGCAAUGUCCAGCAGCCCUGCACAUCAUCCCCGGGCAGCAGUGACAAUGUGGAUGACAGGCUGGCCAGACAGAAAGCUGCACAGUUUCUCAGAGAAGCCGAGAAAAACAGGAGGCAGAUUGAAAAGUUGGAGAAAGAGAGGACGUUGAGUGUUCAGUGCAGAAAGAACGGCUGGACAGAUGUCUCUGGAGAGGUUGAAGAGUAUGAGAAAGUGCUGGAGGAAGACAGAAAAGCAGACAAUAUGAAUCUUCAAAAGCAGCUGGUAAAGAUUCAUAAUGGGGUGAGGAAGUUUCAGAGGCAGCUAGUAGAUGUGAAGCCAACUCCUGAGUUGAUUGAAAGACUGAAGGAAAUAAUGUCAGAGGUGGAAAUCUCUAUCAACGCCUUAAAAGAGGAGCAGCGCUCAUGCUUUGAGGAACUUCUGAAGGAGGAGAGGACAUGCAGACAGGAGAUCACUGCUUAUGAGAAGAAGAUUGAAAACUGGAGCCUUGUUCUCAAAUCAGACCCCAAACUACCCAAAGCUCCCACUGUUCAGACCAAACCCUCAGACAGUGACCUCCCUGCAGAGGUCAGAGAACUGGAGGCUUUCCUGCAGAAGACAGGAGGCCCGUAUGGUGGCUGGGACCAGUAUGACCACCAAGCGUUCCUUAAAGUCUGGACAAAAUACAGUGGGCAACCAGCCUACAGGAAAGAGGCGAAACUUUAUCUGCCUGGUAAAACACUAGAGGAGAUAGAGCAACAUGAGGACUGGCAUCAUGAGCUCAUCUACCUACAGGACAGAAAGAGAGAGGCUAUUCAGCGGUGGAAAGCCAGGAAGCAUCAGGAACGCCAGAUCAGGAUACAGGAGGAGGCAGAGGAGGCAGAAAGGAAGGAGAAGGAAGCCAAGAACCAGGCUCACCAACACAGGACUGAAGAGGAGAGGAGGGAGGUGGCACGUCGACUGGAAGAGUGGAGGGAAGAGAAGAGAAGGAAGGAGGAACAGGAAGAGAAGCAGAGACUGGCUGAGGAGAUACAAAGGAGGAGACGGGCCAAGGAAGAGCGUCGCCGCCAGCUGGAAGUGAAGCUGACUGUUGAGGAGCAGCUACGACUGAGGAGAGAGGAGGAGGAGGAACAGGCGAGGAGGAAGAGAGAGGAGGAACAGAGGGAGAUGGAUGAGAGGAGAAAAGAGGCAGCAAAGGGCAUCAAACGCUUUAAUGAAAGGGAUCUUCACAAGGUGGAGGCAAAGCUGCAGGAGAAACAGCUUAGGGAAAAAGAGGAGGAGGAAAGACAGAGGAGAAUCACUGCUCAGUUGAAGGAGAAGGUGGAUGGUCACAUCAGCAGAGACCCCUCCAGGCUUACUCGUCCCACUAAGGGAUGGGAGGAGCGGAUGAAACACAUUGGACCUUCAGGAGGAGGGCCUGUGCUACAGAUGUUUCACAGAGCUGUUCCCACUUGGAGACAAGGCCUGUGAUGAGCAACAGUGGAAGCCAAGUCAGCAGUCCUGAAAUGUAUCCAGGACAUCAGAAAUGAGACUGAACCUCAUGACCAGACUGUGCGUUUAUUUCAGUCUACUGUGUGCUGCUGUUUGAAGUUAUGUACAUUGAACAUCUGUUAAUUUACAAAACUGUUAUUUUAAAUAAAGCGUUGUUUUGUGUAA
Messenger RNA from Lates calcarifer (barramundi perch), 1697 nucleotides. RefSeq names its product coiled-coil domain-containing protein 112. The transcript is spliced from 14 exons. The coding region runs from base 3 to 1511 and encodes 502 amino acids. NCBI's taxonomy places the organism in Eukaryota, Metazoa, Chordata, Actinopteri, Centropomidae. The record is from RefSeq and is a predicted model, not a curated record.